AUGUCAGCCGCUUAUAAGUUCCAACAUCUUGCCCGCUCGAUCUCAGGGCCCUUGAAAUGUCCAUUCAAGGGAGAAACCCUUCUCUACAAUGCCCGAUUCAACAAAGGAUCAGCAUUCUCUGACAACGAACGAGAAGUCUUCAAGCUGAAUGGCCUACUUCCACCAAACGUCCAGACUCUCAAUGAGCAGGUUCAACGUGCUUACGAACAAUACAGCAGUCGACACGAUGAUUUAGCGAAAAACACGUUCAUGGCGAGCAUGAAGGUGCAGAAUGAAGUGUUAUACUACAAGCUGCUUCAGACCCAUAUCAAAGAGAUGUUUAGUAUCAUUUAUACGCCUACUGAAGGAGAUGCGAUUCAAAACUAUUCACGCCUGUUUAGAAGGCCGGAGGGCUGUUUCUUGAAUAUACGAGAUCAGGAUUCUAUUGAAGAGUGUCUUGCCAACUAUGGGAACGUUGAGGAAGUGGAUUACAUUGUUGUUAGUGAUGGCGAAGAGAUCCUUGGAAUAGGUGAUCAGGGCAUCGGUGCUAUCUUGAUAUCCGUUGCGAAGCUGGUAAUCACCACUCUCUGCGCUGGGAUCCACCCAGCGAGACAGCUGCCGGUUGUUUUGGACUGUGGCACUAAUAACGAAGACCUGCUCAAUGAUGAGCUGUACAUGGGACUCCGCCAGCAUCGGAUCGAGGGCAAACAGUAUGAUGAAUUCGUGGAUAAAUUUAUCCAGACUGCUCGACGGCGGUUUCCAAAGGCUUACAUCCAUUUUGAGGACUUCGGGCUGCACAAUGCCCGGCGGAUCCUAGACAAGUAUCAAUCGCAGAUCUCAUGCUUCAAUGACGAUAUCCAGGGCACUGGUUGCGUUACCUUGGCUGCCAUGAUGGCGGCAUUGCAAAUUAGUAACAUGGAGCUUGCCGACAUUCGUGUGGUCAUAUUUGGCGCUGGUACAGCUGGUACAGGAAUUGCAGACCAGAUCGCCGACACUAUCGCGACAGAGGCGCACAAAGCCAAGGAGGAGGCAUCGAAGCAGAUAUGGUGUAUCGAUAAACCAGGUCUCCUUGUAAAAUCCCUCGGUGAUCAAUUGACCCCAGCCCAGGCCAACUUUGCAAGAGAAGACAGCGAGUGGGCUGAAGGCAACGGCCGUGAUCUGAUUUCGGUUAUCCAGCGCGUGAAACCGCAUGUCCUUAUCGGCACGUCCACAAAGCCGAACGCCUUCACAGAAGAGAUCAUCCGCGAAAUGGCCAAGCACGUUGACCGACCAAUUGUAUUCCCGCUCAGUAACCCGACCCGUCUCCACGAAGCGCAGCCCAAGGAUCUGUAUGAGUGGACUAACGGCCGAGCUCUAGUCGCAACAGGUAGUCCAUUCCCUCCUGUGGAAUACGAAGGUAUAAAGUACGAUAUCGCGGAAUGCAAUAAUUCCACCUGUUUCCCUGGUAUCGGUCUUGGAGCCGUUCUCUCGCGAAGUCGGUUGAUGUCCAAGAAGAUGCUUGUGUCAGCUGUUGAGGCUCUCAAGGCACGUUCCCCUGCGCUUGUGGAUCCGUCUAAACCACUUCUUCCGGACGUUGAGGAUGUGCGGGAAAUCAGUGUGGAUAUCGCUGCUGCUGUCAUCAAGUGUUCGAUUCGGGAGGGUCUUGCGCAAGAGGAGGGGAUUCCUGUGGAUGAUUCGGAGCUUAAGGAGUGGAUUCGCGCGCAGAUGUGGGAGGCUAAGUACCGACCUUUGAUCAAGGCUUGGGAUGUCGAAUAA
This is a messenger RNA of Penicillium taxi, 1734 nucleotides long. Its product is annotated as NAD-dependent malic enzyme. Gene Ontology annotation, cellular component: mitochondrion. NCBI's taxonomy places the organism in Eukaryota, Fungi, Ascomycota, Eurotiomycetes, Eurotiales, Aspergillaceae. The transcript has 7 exons. Gene Ontology annotation, biological process: pyruvate metabolic process; malate metabolic process. Bases 1 to 1734 code for a protein of 577 amino acids. The record is from RefSeq and is a predicted model, not a curated record. Gene Ontology annotation, molecular function: malate dehydrogenase (decarboxylating) (NAD+) activity; NAD binding.